AUGGUGUCCACCCCACUACACCCCAAUGGUCGCCACCCCAAUGGUCGCCACCCCACUACACCCCAAUGGUCCCCACCCCACUACACCCCAAUGGUCCCCACCCCACUACACCCCAAUGGUCCCCACCCCAAUGGUCCCCACCCCACUACACCCCAAUGGUCCCCACCCCACUACACACCAAUGGUCCCCACCCCACUACACCCCAAUGGUCGCCACCCCACUACACCCCAUUCGCCACCCCAAUGGUCGCCACCCCACUACACCCCAAUGGUCCCCACCCCACUACACCCCAAUGGUCCCCACCCCACUACACCCCAAUGGUCCCCACCCCAAUGGUCCCCACCCCACUACACCCCAAUGGUCCCCACCCCACUACACACCAAUGGUCCCCACCCCACUACACACCAAUGGUCCCCACCCCACUACACCCCAAUGGUCCCCACCCCACUACACCCCAAUGGUCGCCACCCCAAUGGUCGCCACCCCACUACACCCCAAUGGUCCCCACCCCACUACACCCCAAUGGUCCCCACCCCACUACACCCCAAUGGUCCCCACCCCAAUGGUCCCCACCCCACUACACCCCAAUGGUCCCCACCCCACACACACCAAUGGUCCCCACCCCACUACACACCAAUGGUCCCCACCCCACUACACCCCAAUGGUCCCCACCCCACUACACCCCAAUGGUCGCCACCCCACUACACCCCAAUGGUCCCCACCCCACUACACCCCAAUGGUCGCCACCCCACUACACCCCAAUGGUCCCCACCCCACUACACCCCAAUGGUCGCCACCCCAAUGGUCGCCACCCCACUACACCCCAAUGGUACCCACCCCACUACACCCCAAUGGUCCCCACCCCACUACACCCCAAUGGUCUCCACCCCACUACACCCCAAUGGUCGCCACCCCACUACACCCCAAUGGUCCCCACACCACUACACCCCAAUGGUCCCCACCCCAAUGGUCCCCACCCCACUACACCCCAAUGGUCCCCACCCCAAUGGUCCCCACCCCACUACAACCCAAUGGUCCCCACCCCACUACACCCCAAUGGUCCCCACCCCACUACACCCCAAUGGUCCCAAUGGUCCCCACCCCACUACACCCCAAUGGUCCCCACCCCACUACACCCCAAUGGUCCCCACCCCAUUACACCCCAAUGGUCCCCACCCCACUACACCCCAAUGGUCCCCACCCCACUACACCCCAAUGGUCCCCACCCCACUACACCCCAAUGGUCGCCACCCCCUACACCCCAAUGGUCCCCACCCCACUACACCCCAAUGGUCCCCACCCCACUACACCCCAACCACCCCACUACACCCCAACACCCCAAUGGUCCCCACCCCACUACACCCCAAUGGUCCCACUACCCCAAUGGUCCCCACCCCACUACACCCCAAUGGUCCCCACCCCAAUGGUCCCCACCCCACUACACCCCAAUGGUCCCCACCCCACUACACCCCAAUGGUCGCCACCCCACUACACCCAAAUGGUCCCCACCCCACUACACCCCAAUGGUCCCCACCCCAAUGGUCCCCACCCCACUACACCCCAAUGGUCCCCACCCCACUGCACACCAAUGGUCCCCACCCCACUACACCCCAAUGGUCCCCACCCCACUACACCCUAAUGGUCCCCACCUAA
This is a messenger RNA of Oncorhynchus tshawytscha (Chinook salmon), 1653 nucleotides long. RefSeq names its product proline-rich extensin-like protein EPR1. The record is from RefSeq and is a predicted model, not a curated record. The transcript has a single exon. NCBI's taxonomy places the organism in Eukaryota, Metazoa, Chordata, Actinopteri, Salmoniformes, Salmonidae. The coding region runs from base 1 to 1653 and encodes 550 amino acids.